Messenger RNA from Adineta steineri, 1128 nucleotides. The record is from the annotation of a GenBank genome assembly. Lineage: Eukaryota; Metazoa; Rotifera; Eurotatoria; Adinetida; Adinetidae.
AUGAUGAAUAAUUCAACUGUUCAAUUACUCGAUUUGCCUGAUGAAAUGCUUAUUCAAAUAUUGAAUAAACUCAAUAAUGUCGAUGUACUCUACUCAGUUUUAGGUGUUAAUAAACGAUUGAAUCGAUUGGCAUGUGAUCCUAUAUUUACUAAUUAUCUCGAUUUGACAACAAAAAUAUCAAAGUAUGAUGAACGAUGUUCUAUGUCUAAUGUUAGACUUGAUCAAUUUUGUUCAUUUAUAUUACUUAAAAUUCAUCAUAAUAUUGAAUGUCUUGUUUUGGAAUCAUCAUCAAUGGAACGUAUUCUUCUUACUUGCGAUUAUCCUAAACUUAACAAAUUAAUUCUAUAUUCAAUCAAACCUGAACUUUUUCUAAACUAUUUAUCAAAUGAUUCAUCAAUCGCAUUUAUUUUUAAACAAAUUACACAUCUUGAAGUGAUUACUAUUGAAUAUGGUAACACAAAUUCACAAUUCAACUUAAAUAUGAAUGCAUAUGAAUGUCUUUUUUCUGUUUGUCAACGUUUAACUCAUUUGAAUAUUAAUGCAAAAUGUUAUCGUAGACAACAAUGUGCUUUUCCAUCAGCCAAUUGUUCAUCAUCAAUUCUAAUCGAAUUAGAUGUUAAUGUAGAUACUAUUGAUGACUGUUUACGUCUACUUGAUGGUCGUUUCAAUCAAAUGAAAAGUUUUAUCGUCAAAAUUGAUUCUAUUGAUGCUCCAUUAUUAAACAUUGAUAAUAAAAUUAAUCUACUUAAUCUGACAACGUUUUUUUUAAGUUGUAGUCAGCCAACCGAGGCAUAUGAUGAAGUCAUAUUGCCUCUGCUUCGACGCAUGACCAAUAUGGAGAAAUUGACUUUGGUUCUUUUCGUCGAAAAUCGACCAGAUUUUAUAGAUGGUGCUCAUCUCUAUAAAGAAAUACUUGUUUAUAUGCCACGAAGAAUUCACUUCAUGUUUAAUAUCAUAACAAUUAAUGAUCGUGUCGAUAUCAGUUACUGGCUCAAGGAGGAUGAUAUUCAAACUAGAUACAUUAUUGAUGAUGGUGAACCUUAUAUUUAUUGCUGUAUUGAUUAUUUUACAAAUGGUAUUGGUCGAUGUCGCAUAUCUACACUUCCAUGCAUUCAAUCGCAUCAUUAA